AUGGUGGCGGCGCGGCAGCAGCGGCGGCGGCGGCGCUGGGGGGUGCUGGUGCUGCUGGCGGCAUACGUGGGCUACCUGGGGCUGGGCGCCGUCGUGCUGCAGGCGCUGGAGCGGCCGGCCGAGGUGCAGGCGGCCCAGAACCUCCUCCGGGAGCACUGGGAGCUGCUGGCCAACCACACCUGCCUGCAGGGGCCCGCCCUGCAGCGGCUCAUCGAGGGUAUCAUCCAAGCCUACAAGAGUGGCAUAACCCUCCAGGGAAACACCACUAGCCUGGGCAGGUGGGACUACAGUGGGUCUUUCUUCUUCUCCAUAUCUGCAAUAACAACCAUUGGCUAUGGGAACCUGAGCCCCAGCACUGCAGUUGGUCGAAUCUUCUGCAUCGUGUUUGCACUUUUUGGGAUCCCCUUGAACCUUGUAGUCCUGAACGAAAUUGGGCACCUGAUGCUGCUUGGGGUUCAGCAUUGUGCCUGUCGCCUAGAGGAGGUGUUUCACUGGCAGAAUAAAGCUUCCUUCCUGAUGAAGACCUGUGCACUGGUAACUGGCUUGUUAUUGUUCCUCCUGCUACCUCCCUUGUUAUUCUCUGACAAAGAAGGCUGGUCUUAUGAAGAAGGCUUCUACUAUUCCUUCAUUACCCUCAACACUAUAGGGUUUGGAGACUAUGUGAUUGGGAUGAACCCAGAUCGCACCUAUCCAAGCUGGUACAAGAAUGUAGUCUCUCUAUGGAUCCUCUUUGGGAUGGCCUGGCUAGCACUGGUUAUCAAAUUUUGCAUCAACAUUCUAGAGAGCUCCAGUUACUUCUGUCAAUGCAACAAGAAGAGCACAGAGAUGGCUGAAGAUUUAAUUGAUGGUAACAAAAAUAGCGUGACUGGACUUCAGAAUGCGGAGAUCUGCUGUGACAAAGACACAAAAAUGAAAGGACCAGUUGAAUCUCACUCUUACACAGCUCCUACAGAAGCCCUCUAGGGAGGAAAAAUAUUCUCUGUGUCCUGCAGGUUUUAGUGCACCAGAGAUGAGCCAUUUAGAAAUGUGUACAUGGAGCUGCUCUGACCUGUGAAUGGGGUGAAAGUUUGCUUAUUGAGCUUGAAAUGCUUUUAUUUUGAAUUGAGGAAUGACAGAAUAUUUCAGUUCCAGCACCACCAAGUACUACCAACAGGACUCUUAGCCAAAAGUAGAUUUGUGGAAGUGUUACCUGCGCUCCUACCUCAAUCUGUGAGGUAAUCUUUGACAUCCCUGAGCAGCACUAGCUGCUGUGCAUUUCUUUACAUGAUUCUUGCAGUCUCUAGUUAUACCUAUGGCACUUUGCAAAUGCCACAGCCAUAAAAGCAAGUGCCAUUUAAUGCAGGAAACAAAUGGCAUAUUGCCAAAAAAAAUGAAAAGCACUGUUUAAAGCUAUCUAGCAGUCAUGGCAGAUGUGCACCAUCACCUAUAUACUUGUGCUUGAGAAAGGUGGUAACAAGGUUUUGCUCUCUGAUCGUUCAUAUGGGGAUGGCAAUGAGGAAGAGCUCGUAGAGGUGCCUGAUAGAAACAGAUCAUUCAAUUUUUUAAAAAGUAAUUUCUACAUCAGAAGUCUGCUAACAGAAAGAGACUGGGUAUGCUAUUCCUUACUUCAGAACUUAUGUGGAUUCAUUCUUGGAAAUAUUUUGCAGACCAAAUGUCAUCAGCUCAAUGCGACAGUUCAUUUAGAUAAAUUUGUAUUUUGUCACAUCUUGGAAGUCAGAAAAGGAGGACUAGAAGCAAUUUUAAAAGUCAGUGGUUCCAACAUUUUCCUAUUACCAAUAUUAACAAGGACUACUUCAGUCUAGAAACAGACUGAAUUUUCUUCAACUAUGAUCGAGAGAUGCUAUUGUGAUGAACUUCUCAUGUCAUGAAUGAUUAGUG
Messenger RNA from Agelaius phoeniceus (red-winged blackbird), 1878 nucleotides. It is a transcript of the gene KCNK17, whose product is annotated as potassium two pore domain channel subfamily K member 17. Lineage: Eukaryota; Metazoa; Chordata; Aves; Passeriformes; Icteridae. Gene Ontology annotation, cellular component: plasma membrane. The record is from RefSeq and is a predicted model, not a curated record. Gene Ontology annotation, molecular function: potassium ion leak channel activity; outward rectifier potassium channel activity. Gene Ontology annotation, biological process: stabilization of membrane potential; potassium ion transmembrane transport.